This is a messenger RNA of Mya arenaria, 3580 nucleotides long. RefSeq names its product ATP-binding cassette sub-family E member 1-like. Gene Ontology annotation, biological process: translational initiation; ribosomal subunit export from nucleus; translational termination. The record is from RefSeq and is a predicted model, not a curated record. The coding region runs from base 99 to 1928 and encodes 609 amino acids. The transcript is spliced from 16 exons. Gene Ontology annotation, molecular function: ATP hydrolysis activity; iron ion binding; ribosomal small subunit binding. NCBI's taxonomy places the organism in Eukaryota, Metazoa, Mollusca, Bivalvia, Myida, Myidae.
UCCCAGAGGCAAAUUAUACACGCACCGACAACACAUGCGCACGAAAGCGGCCAUAUUCGAGCAACGUUACCGGCAACAAGCAAAAUAAAGGUGUCAAGAUGUCCAAGAGGAAACCUAAAGUUGAGGAAGAGAAAGAUAAGCUGACAAGAAUCGCCAUUGUCAGCAGUGACAAAUGUAAACCUAAGAAAUGUCGUCAAGAAUGCAAGAAGUUUUGUCCUGUAGUACGAAUGGGAAAAUUAUGCAUUGAAGUUACACCAACAGAUAAAAUAGCCUUUAUAUCAGAAGAUCUUUGCAUUGGAUGUGGUAUAUGUUCAAAGAAAUGUCCUUUUGAAGCAAUCAACAUCAUCAAUUUACCAAGUAAUCUUGCGAAAGACACAACACAUAGGUACAGCGCAAACAGCUUUAAACUGCAUAGAUUGCCGACCCCUAGACCAGGUGAAGUCCUUGGUCUGGUGGGGACAAACGGUAUCGGGAAGUCAACAGCGCUCAAGAUUCUUGCUGGGAAACAAAAGCCAAAUCUUGGCAGAUUCAGCGAUCCCCCAGACUGGACGGAGAUCCUGACCUACUUUCGAGGCUCAGAGUUGCAGAAUUUCUUCACUAAGAUUCUGGAAGAUGACCUGAAAGCCAUCAUCAAGCCCCAAUAUGUGGACCAGAUUCCCCGCGCUGUCAAGGGGUCAGUUCAGACACUUUUGGACAAAAAAGAUGAUAUAGGAAUCCAGGAUGAGAUCUGCAAACAGCUAGACCUUCUGCAUGUGAAGGAUCGAGAUGUGGAAGCGUUGUCCGGCGGAGAGCUACAGAGAUUUGCCUGUGCAAUGGUCUGCAUACAGAAGGCUGACAUCUUUAUGUUUGAUGAGCCAUCAAGUUACCUGGACGUAAAGCAGAGAUUGAAUGCUGCCAUUGCCAUCCGUAACCUGAUUGCCUCGGACAAGUACAUCAUUGUGGUGGAGCACGAUCUCUCUGUGCUGGACUACCUCUCUGACUUCAUCUGCUGUUUGUAUGGCGUGCCUGGAGCAUAUGGUGUGGUCACUAUGCCCUUCGGUGUCAGAGAAGGUAUCAACAUUUUCCUUGAUGGGUUUGUGCCUACUGAGAACCUGCGUUUCCGAGAGGUGUCACUCACCUUCAAAGUGGCGGAGACUGCAAUGGAGGAGGAGAUCAAGAGAAUGUGCAGAUAUGAGUACCCAGAUAUGGUGAAAAACCUCGGUUCAUUCAGCCUGAAAGUGAAUGCUGGCCAGUUUACAGACUCUGAGAUUGUUGUGAUGUUGGGGGAAAAUGGAACCGGGAAGACAACAUUCAUCAGGAUGUUGGCUGGCAAACUGCAGCCAGAUUCAGGAGGCCAGUGUCCGGUGCUAAAUGUGAGCUACAAGCCCCAGAAGAUCAGCCCCAAGUCUCAGGGCUCGGUCCGCCAGUUACUUCAUGAUCGCAUCAGGGACGCCUACAUCCACCCGCAGUUUGUGACUGACGUGAUGAAACCGCUCCUCAUUGAAUGUAUCAUGGAUCAGGAGGUACAAAAUCUGUCUGGAGGAGAAUUACAGAGAGUGGCACUGACCCUGUGCCUUGGAAAGCCUGCGGAUGUGUACCUGAUCGACGAGCCCUCCGCCUACCUAGACUCUGAACAGCGUCUCCAUGCUGCCAAGGUUAUCAAGAGGUUUAUCCUUCAUGCUAAGAAGACGGCGUUUGUGGUCGAGCACGAUUUCAUCAUGGCGACAUACCUGGCCGACAGAGUGGUUGUGUUUGAAGGCAACCCUGGCAUCGACACUAUAGCUAACACGCCUCAGUCUCUACUGAAUGGCAUGAACAAGUUCCUCAAGUCCCUGGACAUCACAUUCCGUCGGGACCCAAACAACUUCCGACCCAGAAUCAACAAGCUCGCCUCCGUCAAGGAUACAGAGCAGAAGAAGGGUGGGAAUUAUUUCUUCCUUGAAGAUUAAGGCACCCUAGUGGUGUCUGACAAACCACUCGUUAGGAGGCCCAGCCUGCAGUACAUGAAAACAGUCAAUCUGGUCUGCUGGUCAAGGUUUAAUACUUCAAAAGACAGUAACAAUGAAGAAAUUUGUGCGAUCAAAUCCUUGUUGCAUGGAUACACAUUCUAUAUUCAAGAGUCCCUGCAUGGCAUUUGUUUUCUAUCAAUUUGCCAUUUUAACAGGCAAAGUUUUGACCCUGUCCCAGUCUUGCUGUUAUUUUAUAUCACUACAGCAUUUGAAAAUUUAACAUCGUUGACAGAAGAUUUGUUUUCUUGGAUACAACCUUUGACCCCUGCUUGUUCAGGUCCAGGUCAUCUAGGUGGAGGGAAGAAGUAUUGCAGGCUGUUUUGGUGGAUUGCAGGGGAUAGUUUCACAGUAACAGUGACCUUCAUGUGGGGUUGGCAAGGGUUAGAUGACUUUGUUGGUUUCUGUUGCUAUGACAACUAUUUUAGCCUCCCAAUAAUAGAUGAAAUAUAUUUUGAUUUUUUUCUGUCUUUAAUUUUAAGGUAGAAUACUUGUCUGUGUGUUUCUUUUCAAGUUUUUUUUUCCUGUUAAGGGGAAUUGAUUUCAAUUCUUGUUAUGUCCUUGAUUUUAGUUUCCUGAAAAUUUAACCAUAUUGUCAUAGCAACAGAAACCAAACAUGCACAGCCCAAAAGAUACUAUUUGUAUAAGUCUUAGGAUAAAAUAGUAUCACAGUGCUCCAGCUAGGCCUAAAUAGCAGGAUGGGGCAUUAUACUGCCCUUUUCCCGCUCCCUGCUGCCUUUUUACCAAAUGUCCCUAAAUCUGGUCCGUAGUGUCCCUAAAUCUGGUCCGUAAUGUCUGGUCCAUAAUGUCCAUGGUCCGUAGUGUCCGUAAUUCAUCCUGAUGUGCCCUUUUGUUUGACAGAGUUAAUUUUCAAAAGUAUAGAAAUAAUAUACAUAAUUUUGACACUGAUGUAUACAUAACAUCUAAGGUAUUCGAAACAAACUAUUAGUUAUAAAAGAAGUUGCAACACGUACACAAUAACAAUUGAACAUUGACGCUUGCAAGUGCCCAAUCACUGCUCAUUCAAUGCGCAUCACAAAUGCCCUUUCUGACCUAGCACCCUUUCCCAUUUCAAAUCCUUGCUGGAGCACUGGUGUCUAAAGUAUUUAACAGCCAAACACUUGACAUCAAUUAGCUGCUCGUUGAUAUGAAUGGUUUAUAUUGGGGAUAGUGGAACAAAGACACCACACAGUUACUGUGAUUUUAUUCCAUUGAAGUGAACUCGCUAGUGCUAGAAUUUGGUGCUGUUGGUCACCUUAGGUAAUCUGUAUGGUACACAGAUGCGCCUACUCACUGAAUUUUAUUUGUAAAAUAACCUGGUUAUGUAUUUAUUUGUACAAAAAUGAAAUUUUUAUGUGAUGCUGAUAAUUCAAAACGAAAUUGUUGAAAUGUUGCAUGAAUCAAAGACUACAAGGAAAUGUAUAGUGGCAUGUUUUAGCCAUACUGCUUAACCCUUGAUUAAAAAAAACUGUAAUCAUGUCUUAAACACUAUUCACGACAACCUAUGACUUAGAAGAUUGAUAUUUUUGUUAUUUGUGAUAAAGAAGAUAACAAAAGUGAUUAAGUUUUCAGGAAAAUAAAAGAUAACUUCUUUA